AUGAACCUUCUCGAAGAUUUUGAAGAAGUGUAUGCCAAAGAGCAGCGGGUAUCGCAACCGGAGCCCCAUCCGAUUCCGGGCGAUGAAGUUGAAGCGGCUUCUCAACUGGACAGUUACCCCAUACUUGACAUCGAGCUGGAGGAGCCACGCACUGCCUUGCCAGCCAAGGAAGAAAGACUGGGGUUAGAGCUCCUUUCUGACGAUAAGCAAGGAGUAGAGGGUCGGCGCAGCUUCAAUGGUCGUCGAUCGGAGCAACAUCAGAGUUUUCUCACGAGCAAAAAUUCAAGUGCACUAGCUCCUACGCCGUCAGCAGACAAGCAACACCUCACCCGCAGUAGUUCGUGGCGGCAGACUCUUACACCAUCUGACUUUGCGACGCAGAACAAAAAUCUCUCGAAUCGAAAUACGACGUUGUCUCCGGCGUCAGAGAUCAGCUGCGCUUCGAGCUGUGUGACCACGCCGAAAACGGACCAUUUUAGUGUUGCAGGAGGCGGAUCGGGAUCUGCUUCAUCAUUGCCGGUCGCAAGAAAUUCUGCUUCUACACCGACAGUGUUAGGCGGAAGUGGAAGCAGUGGCUCGAAUGAAAACAAGAAUAAACUUUCUGUGAAGUUAAGGUCGUCUACCACUUCUUCACGAGAAGCAGGACCGGCCUGCGGUCCUCCUACUACGCCGGGGGCACUUGGGGAACUGCGACAUCUAGAAGAGUCGGAACAUCAGGAGGGCAGGAGUUCUUCUAGCAGUAUAACUUCCCUAUUCGAAGACCCGCGGCAGGCGAGGACGUCCACACAGAGCCAGAAGAAAAACUCGGAGUGGAUCAAUCCAUUGUAUGACAAAUCACGGUUAAGACCGGUAAAAAGGAAGGACUUGACGUUACAACCACAACCACGGAAAAGGACGACGAGGGCGUAUGGACAAUCGAGUUCUAGUACUUCCAAUGCCAACUUGAGUUGUUCUACUCCGACGCCAACGGAGGGGACGAGGGAUGAGCAAGGAGAACAAGGAGCAAACGAAAGCGCACAUGGUACAAAUCGUGAUGUUGCUGACCAUCCAGAACAAGGAAAAACAGGCAGCGCGGAUCAUGGGAAAGCUGAUGAAAGAAGGGGCAGUUGCAAAAUAUCCUCCUCCUCAGCCGCGGUAGUACAACAACCCGACGCAGCUCUUCUCGAGUUCGACCGGUUUGCGAAGUGGCGGAGCUCGGGCAGAAGCAAAAAGAAUUCGCAAAAUGUUCUUUCUUCGGGUUGUACGUCUGCUUCGAGUUCCAAGAGUUCCGUGGUUGUUGGCGGAGGUGUAGCUGUAGGUGCAUCUGCGUCUGGGCUUUUGGCAGCAUCAACAUCCACAUCUACGUCAUCCUCCUCUUCUGUGGUCUACAACCCCGCAAGAGAAACCACACAGUUGAACAACUUCAAUUUUCUGCAAACGCCCGCGGCGUCGAGGGUGAAGCUGUCAAGUUCGAGUAGCAGUGGUUACGGAAGAACCAGUGGUCGGAACACCGUUCAAAACCAGCAGUCGGGCUCUAGUGGCAGCAACACUCAACCAUGGAACAACACUAAACCGAAUAAACCCACCAGUGCCAACAUCGGCACUACCGGUGCUUCAAAACUUGCCUUGCCGGGGAACAACAACAAUACCAGCAGCAACACCACCAGCAGAGAUAGAAGCACAACUACUAGACCUUCCUCUGCGAAACCCCGGGUCUCGCUCACAAACUGGUACACGCAGGAAUCCGAGGAAUCCGGGAAAGCAAGGAAAACGAGUAUCGCGCUCCCUGUCACCCCCAUCGCACUGUCGGAUCAGGAUAAGGACUCGCCGUGCGUAGAAUUGGAUCAUGUCGAACUUGUAGCAAACGGAAUAAGCGAGGAAACGCAGCACGUCGUCGGCCCGUCAGCGGUUGCGAGUAGUACGAAACGGCUGUCAGAGUGGUAUAACGAGGGAUGCGAAGGAGAAGAUGAUGACAACGCCGAUAAUUUUCAUCAUGGCACGAGUUCUUUGUCUGGAGAGGAGGCGAGAACAACGGUGCCACGACCGAGUGGAGUACUACACGGGGUACCAGGUGGGGAGCGAGGACAGCGUGUGACUUCAUCGUUGGAAGCAGACGCGCCUUUACAUGUAUCGCAAGAAAAAACUGUUUCACUGUGAACUUGUGAUGCAGAAAAUGGAACACAGAACUACUUGUCUUGCUACACCUGCAAGACAUUGAAUUUUCAAGCGUGUUUUCCCUUGGAAGGCGCGCAUGACAGAUUUUCAGUGUCAUGUGCAACAAACUUGUGAUGCAGAUCUUGCAAAAUCAUCACAGUGAAGCAGUUUUUUCGUGCGAUAACAUGGAACUAGUCGAGAAAGCAGUGGAGAAUUGAUGUCCGCGAACAAAGGGAAGAACAAGCAGAAGGAGAACACAUCGGAAGAUGCACCAGCUGGUGUGGAUGAGGAAACGAUCGUGAAGACGCUCGCGCCGGGGGUGCAGCAUUUUCGCAUGGACAUUUCGUCGUGUGCGACGGUGACAGAUGAAGAUUGAUUUUUCAUCUGUAUUAGGCACGAUAGAUUCAACACGUAGUGGGACGAUUUGACCGCUCGAGGAACAACAGAUUCUUUCUGUUUUGCAGCAGCGAGUGUAGAUGCGCUCAUGCUUUCUGCUGCCGAAAAAAUGUAUUAGUGAAUUUUUAAGAAUAAACCAAACGAAGGCAUUUAUUGUGACGGGUGAAGCACAAAGAAGACAGCAUGGGAUUUUUGGAAAUGAAUUCAGCUUUUUUAUUGCCAUGGCAGCUUGCAGUCACAGGAGUGAGUGCUCCUGUCGCAGAAAAUUGAAAACGAACUCAAAUUAUUAUCUAUCAGAAAGAAGAAUUCUUUUCUUUUAU
Messenger RNA from Amoebophrya sp. A120, 2849 nucleotides. The record is from the annotation of a GenBank genome assembly. Lineage: Eukaryota; Dinophyceae; Syndiniales; Amoebophryaceae.